UAGCAGAGCGUAGGUUGGAGACCCGAGCUGACCGGUUUAGCGGUGGUGGGGGAUGCUGCAUGAGCAGUGUCUUUUGUUUGUAGUUUUUAUUACUGUGUUUUAGUUUCCCUUUUUCUUUCACCUUUUGUUUUCAUUUUUAUUUCUCAGCACCUGCGCGUGCUGCCUGAUACAAGUGCAACGCCUUUACCAUCAUUGGUAUUGGGGAUAGAAGAACCAGUGCCACCUGGUGGUUAAUAAAGGAAAGAAAAGAAUAAUAAAACUGAUCACCAGAGAGGUGUUUCAAUUAAAACCUUCUGUCUCCCAUGUCAGUGAAUUCCCACAGGGACAAAUAAAGCCCCCCCCCCACCAUUUACUCAUCUGUCCCAAUACUAGUUGGAGUGGAGAUGUAGUAUCCUUGUGAUAAAAUCAUGCUAAUGCUAAUGCUGAGAAUCUAGCCCUGUGUUGUAGGUGCAGCCCCCUUCUUCAGAUCUCCAGGUGUUUCUGUUUAACAUGCACUGCUUCUUUCUCUCAUUGUGCAGAGCGUGUUUGUAAAGCCUGUCCAGAGAAGUGGGUGGAGUCCAAUGGAAAGUGCUACUACUUCUCACCUGAUACAAUGAACUGGAACUCCAGCCGGGCUAGCUGUGUGUCAAUGGGAGCAGACCUGGUGAUUAUAGAGAGCGAGGCAGAGCAGAAAUUCUUAUUAGAGAAGACUAAAAGGGAUCCUUACUGGAUUGGCCUGACGGACGCUGUUACUGAAGGAGUCUGGCUCUGGGUGGACGGCACUCCUCUCAAUGACAAGGAAAAAUUCUGGGCCACAAGGACACAUGAUAAUGGUAAAGAGCCUGAUGAUAAUAAGAGAGAGGACCCGUCUGGUGAAGACUGUGCACAACUACAAACAAACAGGAAUUCCAAAGAGACCUGGUUUGAUUCUUCAUGCAAAAAACAAUAUAAAAGGAUUUGUGAAACUAAGGCAUUGAUAGUUUAUAAAGAGGAUAUGACAGGUUGACCGAGUGACGACGUCCCCAGAGCAGAAAGCUGACACAGACACACACAGGCAGGUACUCGGGUGAAAGCGCUGGGCGCGCGUAUUUAUUUAAAAAUAAAAUUAAACAAAAAAAAAAACAGAGCAAAAUAAAUAUUUAAACCAAAACAAAUCACGAACACUUAAAAACAAAACGAUACCUAGGUCAGGCUGGGCAGUCGCCUUCACUGAUCCUGUAGUACUCGAGUUUUAUUUUUACUUUCGUUUUUCACCCGUCUCACUCUCGUUCCUCCUCUGAAACACCCACCCAGAACACAGAAACAGACAGGUUCAUAUACUCGAGGCCAUCUCCGAAUCAACACCCAAUUCAUUAAUUUGGAUACGGACACAUUCUGCACGAGAGUUUUGGUUUGCGUGGCCGACAGUCAAUUUGUCAAUAAUCACUGACUGCUGCCCCGCCCCCUCUAACAACGUGCAGGGCUUCUCUUCUGCCCUGCCACACAGGACAAUCAGGAAAAAAGAAACUAACGUCACUGAAGCACAAAGAGAGACGAGAAAGAAUAGAAGAAACUCAGUUCAGAUAGACAAGCAUGCAGGUCAUCCCCCAACAUUACCAUAUUAACCGUUUGAUUCCCACAUUAUGAGAAAGCAGAGAUAACAAUGAGCUGGUGGUGGUUUGUACUGAAUGAAGUCUGGCCUUGAGAACAGAAUUGCAUUGUUUGUUCAGAAACAAAACUGAAACAUUAAGAAUCUCACAAUAUGAAAGAGCAGCUGAGAUAUAAAACUGCUCUCAGGUAGUUUAGCAACGUGAACUGAAAGGUCAGUGUUUAUUUAAAACCACUGCACACACGGACCCAGAAGACUCCCUAACCAUGAUCUCCUGUGAAAAAAAAAAAAACAAGAAGUUAUCAUGUUCACCAUGCAGA
Acipenser ruthenus (sterlet) is the source of this 1887-nucleotide messenger RNA. Its product is annotated as C-type lectin domain family 4 member E-like. Lineage: Eukaryota; Metazoa; Chordata; Actinopteri; Acipenseriformes; Acipenseridae. The transcript is spliced from 3 exons. The record is from RefSeq and is a predicted model, not a curated record. The coding region runs from base 593 to 985 and encodes 130 amino acids.